AUGCUCUGCAGGUUCUCCGCCCUGCAUCGUCCCCUCCUCUCUCCCUCUUCACGACUUGUACGACCUCCCAAUCCACUCCGACAUGCAUCCAACUUCUUCACACCAAAUCCCAUCAACCGUUUUCGGUGGCGGAGAACACUGUGGCUGCUUCCCGUCGGCGCAGGACUUGUUCUAUACUAUAGACCCCAGCAGAAGCCCGUCCUGCCCUCUAUCAUCUCGUCUCCCUCCAUCAUUCCUUGCCAGACACGGCCACAACUCAUCAUCGAAUCGCCCUUUGAGGAAGAACUAACAAUUAGCGCUCGAAUACGAGCGUUUUUUCACGACAGAAUAUGGGAGCCAAUCCUCACCGCAACGCGUUUCAUUUAUCUUUUUGCGUUAUUCGUUCCCGUUAUUGUAACCAGUCCGAUGCUUCUCAUUGGAAAACCGGAGAAAAGAUAUCGAGGAGAUCGCUGGGGAGCUGUAUGGUGGUAUGAUUAUUUGGUUGGCAAGAUGGAGACUGCUGGACCCGCAUUCACCAAGCUUGCGCAAUGGGCCGGUUCAAGAGCGGAUUUGUUUCCGUCUCUCCUUUGUGAUCGCCUUGGCAGGCUGCAUUCGAAGGGCAAAUCCCACUCGAUGGAACAUACGCGCAAACAGAUUGAGCAAGCCUUUCAACGGCGAUUUGAAGAUGUCUUUGAAGAGUUUGACGAAGAACCUAUUGGAACUGGGGCUAUAGCCCAAGUAUAUCGCGCAACUCUUAAGCAAGACCUAAUUCCGCCCUCAUUUCUUGGACCGCGUCGACUUGUCAGAGGUCCCACUGGUGCCCCUCGCCCCCUUGCAAUCAAAGUCCUCCAUCCCCGAGUCAACAAAACGAUUUCGAGAGACCUCUCGAUCAUGUCCUUCUUCGCCCACUUCAUCACUCUCUUCCCCGGUAUGCAGUGGCUUUCCCUACCAGAAGAAGUGGAUGUGUUUGGCAAGAUGAUGUUCCAGCAGCUUGAUUUGCGGCAUGAGGCGGAGAAUCUGCUCGGUUUCGAGACAAAUUUCGCAUCCAGGAAAGUCCCUGUCACGUUCCCGCGACCGUUAACGUCGUGGUCGACGAGUGAGGUGCUUGUGGAAGAAUUUGAGAAUGCAUUACCUCUCGAAGCAUUCCUCAAAAAUGGUGGUGGACCCUUUGAGGAUCAGGUGGCCACAGUAGGACUUGAUGCUUUCCUGAAUAUGCUUUUACUGGAUAAUUUCGUUCACUCAGAUCUUCAUCCUGGAAAUAUCAUGCUCAAGUUUAGCAAGCCACCCACCACGCGCAUGCUCCUCAGCAACAUAUUCAACUCGCUGCUGAAUCGCAACCAGCCAACUUCUACAGAUCCCUUCCCGACAUCCUCCGAGUCGGAUCAAAUCGUGUCAGAGUUACGCAAACUUGUCAACAAUCCUGUCGGCUGGCGCACCAAACUCAAUGCUCUCGGCGCCGAAGGAUAUGUCCCUGAGAUUGUCUUCAUAGAUGCAGGACUGGUAACCACACUCUCCGAAGUCAAUCGCAAGAACUUCCUCGACCUCUUCCGGGCCCUGGCAGAGUUCGAUGGGUACCGCACCGGCCAACUUAUGGUAGAAAGAUGCCGCACCCCAGAGCUCGCAAUCGAGACCGAGACCUUCGCGCUCAAGAUGCAGCACUUGGUUUUGGGCGUCAAACGCAAGACAUUUUCGCUGGGCCAGGUCAAAAUAUCCGACAUCUUGACUGAAGUCUUGAGGAGCGUGCGCGAGCAUCAUGUCAAGAUGGAGGGUGACUUCAUCAAUACGGUCAUCAGCAUUUUGCUUCUCGAGGGCAUCGGCCGGAGACUGGAUCCCGGACUGGACUUGUUCAAGAGUGCGCUGCCCAUAUUGCGACAAUUGGGCGGGCAGAUGGCGGCUUCCGCUACGAUACAAUCAGAAAAACAAUCUGGCAAUCUUGGGGCGAUGUUGAAGGCGCGUUUUUCUUUUUCUUUCUUGGUACACAACCUUUUCUGA
This is a messenger RNA of Mycena indigotica, 1971 nucleotides long. RefSeq names its product ABC1-domain-containing protein. NCBI's taxonomy places the organism in Eukaryota, Fungi, Basidiomycota, Agaricomycetes, Agaricales, Mycenaceae. Bases 1 to 1971 code for a protein of 656 amino acids. Gene Ontology annotation, cellular component: mitochondrion. The record is from RefSeq and is a predicted model, not a curated record. The transcript has 4 exons.